CUCUCUCUCUCUCUCUCUCUCUCUCUCUCUCUCUCUCUCUCUCUCUCCAUUAAUUAGCAUUUCUUUUGCAAGGCUAUAUCCUACUCAAUGAGCAAAGAAAUGACAGAGGUGAACCUUAUUACUCAGUUUUCUUCUAAGACGAUUUGGUAAUUACAUUAGAACAUCUGGGUCAAGAAAUAAGUGAGGGAAAUAUCAGAAACAUACAUUUACAGUGAUAUCUGUAUCAUGGUUUCUGUUGUUAAUGUAUGGGAUAUUUCAGGAUGCAUUGACCUAUGAUGAUGUACAUGUGAACUUCACUCGAGAAGAAUGGGCUUUGCUGGAUCCUUCACAGAAGAGUCUCUACAAAGAUGUGAUGCAGGAGACCUACAGGAACCUCACUGCUAUAGGUUACAAUUGGGAAGACCAUAGUAUUGAAGAACAUUGUCAAAGUUUCAGAAGACAUGGAAGACAUAAAAACACACAUACUGGAGAGAAACUCUAUGAAUGUAAGCCAUGUGAUAAAGCCUUUACAUACGAUUCUCAGCUUCAAACUCUUGAAAGGAUUCAUAGUGGAGAAAAACCCUACAAAUAUAAUCAAUGUGGUAAAGCCUUUGAACGUCGUUGUAAUCUUGGAAGGUAUAAACUAAUACAUACUGGAAGAAAAUCCUACAAAUGCAAUCAGUGUGGUAAAGCCUUUUCACAAAACAGUCAUCUCCAAACACAUAAAAGCACACAUACUAGAGAGGAACUCUAUAAAUGUAAGCAAUGUGGUAAAGCCUUUACAUGCCAUAAUGAACUUCAAAGUCAUAAAAGGAUUCAUACUGGAGAGAAAUCCUACGAAUGCAAUCAGUGUGGUAAAGCCUUUAAAUCUCAUAGGUAUCUCCAAGUACAUAAAGCAAUACAUACUGGAGAGAAGCCCUAUGUAUGUGAUCAAUGUGGUAAAGCCUUUGCACGACUCAGUCAUCUCAAAACGCAUGGAAUAACACAUAGUGGAGAGAAACCUUGUAAGUGUGAUCAAUGUGGUAAAGCCUUUGCAUCUCAUAGUUAUCUCCAAGUACAUAAAAGAAUACAUACUGGAGAGAAGCCCUAUGUAUGUGAUCGGUGUGGUAAAGCCUUUGCAUCUCAUAGUUAUCUCCAAGUACAUAAAAGAAUACAUACUGGAGAGAAGCCCUAUGUAUGUGAUUGGUGUGGUAAACCCUUUGCAUCUCAUAGUUAUCUCCAAGUACAUAAAAGAAUACAUACUGGAGAGAAGCCCUAUGUAUGUGAUCGGUGUGAUAAAGCCUUUGCAUAUCAUAGUUAUCUCCAAGUACAUAAAAGAAUACAUACUGGAGAGAAGCUCUAUGAAUGUGAUCAAUGUGGUAAAGCCUUUGCAUAUCAUAGUUAUCUCCAAGUACAUAAAAAAAUACAUACUGGAGAGAAGCCCUAUGUAUGUGAUCAAUGUGGUAAAGACUUUGUAGUUCAGAGUGAUCUUAAAAGACAUAAAAGAACACAUACUGGAGAGAAACCUUACAAAUGUAAUGAAUGUGGUAAGGCCUUUGUAGGUCAGAAUGAUCUUAAAAAACAUAAAAGAAAACAUACUGGAGAGAAACCUUACAAAUGUAAUGAAUGUGGUAAAGCCUUUGUAUGGAAUGGUAGUCUCCGAACACAUAAAAUUAUGCAUACUGGCGAGAAACAUUAUGAAUGUAAUGAAUGUGGUAAAGCCUUUGUAGGUCAGAAUAGCCUUAAAAGGCAUGAAAGAAUUCAUACUGGAGAGAAACCUUAUGAAUGUAAUGAAUGUGGUAAAGCCUUUGUAGGUCAGAGUAACCUUAAAAGGCAUGAAAGAAUUCAUAGUGGAGAGAAACCUUACGAAUGUAAUGAAUGUGGUAAAGGCUUUGUAUGUAACGAUAGACUCCAAACACAUAAAGCAAUACAUACUGGAGUGAAACCUUAUGAAUGUAAGCAAUGUGGUAAAGCCUUUGUAGGUCAGAAUGACCUUAAAAGGCAUGAAAGAAUUCAUACUGGAGAGAAACCUUACAAAUGUAAUGAAUGUGGUAAAGCCUUUGUAUGUAAUGCUAGUCUCCGAAAACAUAAAGCAACACAUACUAGAGUGAAACCUUAUGAUUGUAAGCAAUUUAGUAAGUUCUUUGCCUCUCAUGAUCAACUUUGACAACAUGAAAGAAUUGAUACUGGAGAGAAACCUUACAAAUGUAGUCAAUGUGGUAAAACCUUUUCACAAUCAAGCCACCUCCAACUACAUAAAAGAACACAUACAUACAAAAGAGUAACCCUAUGAGUGUAGCCAAUGUAGUAAAGCUGUGAUCUUCAAAGGUAUGGUGGUUUAAAUAUACUUGGUCCAUGGCAAGUGGCAGUGUUAGGAGGUAUGGCCUUUUUGGAGUAGAUGUGGCCUUUGAGGAUGUAUGUCACUGUGGGGGUGGGGUGGGCUUUGAGUCCCCAUGCUUAAACUCUGCCCAGGGCAGAAGAGUCUUCUGGCUGCCUUCUGAUCAAGAUGUAGAACUCUCUCCUCCAGCACCAUGUCUGCUUGGACACUGACAUUCCUUCCACCUUGAUAAUAGACUGAACCUCUGAAUCUGUAUACCUCCCCUCCCCCCAAUUAAAUGUCCUUUAUAAGAGUUGCCUUGGUCAUGGUAUCUUUUCACAGCAUUAAAACCCAAAUUAACACAAACAGCAUAAAAGAUAC
Rattus norvegicus (Norway rat) is the source of this 2656-nucleotide messenger RNA. NCBI's taxonomy places the organism in Eukaryota, Metazoa, Chordata, Mammalia, Rodentia, Muridae. The record is from RefSeq and is a predicted model, not a curated record.